CGGGCCGCGCGCGCGCCCCGCUUCCGCUUAAAUAGCGGCGGGGGAGGCGGCGCUCGGUCUCACUCGCCGCCGCCAGCCCGCGCUCCGCGUCCUCCUGCCGCUCCGCUCCUCCGCCGAUCGCCAUGGAAGAGGAAAUCGCUGCGCUCGUCAUUGACAAUGGCUCCGGCAUGUGCAAAGCUGGCUUUGCUGGGGACGACGCCCCCCGAGCCGUGUUCCCCUCCAUCGUCGGCCGCCCCCGGCACCAGGGCGUGAUGGUGGGCAUGGGCCAGAAGGACUCGUACGUGGGCGACGAGGCCCAGAGCAAGCGCGGCAUCCUGACCCUGAAGUACCCCAUCGAGCACGGCAUCGUCACCAACUGGGACGACAUGGAGAAGAUUUGGCACCACACCUUCUACAACGAGCUGCGCGUGGCCCCCGAGGAGCACCCGGUGCUGCUGACUGAGGCCCCUCUGAACCCCAAGGCCAACAGAGAGAAGAUGACCCAGAUCAUGUUUGAGACGUUCAACACCCCAGCCAUGUACGUGGCCAUCCAGGCCGUGCUGUCCCUGUACGCCUCUGGUCGCACCACUGGCAUUGUCAUGGACUCUGGAGACGGGGUCACCCACACGGUGCCCAUCUACGAGGGGUACGCUCUCCCCCACGCCAUCCUGCGUCUGGACCUGGCUGGCCGGGACCUGACGGACUACCUCAUGAAGAUCCUCACGGAGCGCGGCUACAGCUUCACCACCACGGCCGAGCGGGAGAUCGUGCGUGACAUCAAGGAGAAGCUGUGCUACGUCGCCCUGGACUUCGAGCAGGAGAUGGCCACGGCCGCGUCCUCCUCCUCCUUGGAGAAGAGCUACGAGCUGCCCGACGGCCAGGUCAUCACCAUCGGCAACGAGCGGUUCCGGUGUCCAGAGGCGCUCUUCCAGCCGUCCUUCCUGGGUAUGGAGUCCUGCGGCAUCCACGAGACGACCUUCAACUCCAUCAUGAAGUGCGACGUGGACAUCCGCAAGGACCUCUACGCCAACACGGUGCUGUCUGGGGGCACCACCAUGUACCCGGGCAUCGCCGACAGGAUGCAGAAGGAGAUCACCGCCCUGGCGCCCAGCACCAUGAAGAUCAAGAUCAUCGCGCCCCCUGAGCGCAAGUACUCGGUGUGGAUCGGCGGCUCCAUCCUGGCCUCGCUGUCCACCUUCCAGCAGAUGUGGAUCAGCAAGCAGGAGUACGAUGAGUCCGGGCCCUCCAUCGUCCACCGCAAAUGCUUCUAGAUGGACUGUGAGCAGAUGCGUAGCAUUUGCUGCAUGAGUUGGUUCCGAAGUAUCGAUUUGCUCUGGCAAAUGUGCACACCUCAUGCUAGCCUCACGAAACUGGAAUAAGCCUUUGAAAAGAAAUUUGUCCUUGAAGCUUGUAUCUGGUAUCAGCACUGGAUUGUAGAACUUGUUGCUGAUUUUGACCUUGUAUUCAAGUUUACUGUUCCCUUGAUUGUUUAAUACCCUGUACAUGUCUUUGAUUUGAACCCUUAAGACCUGUGGCUCAGUCACCUCGUGGCUGAGGUGAGAACAUGCUUGAAGGGGAAUCUGGCCAGCAGCUCGGUGUGUGCAGGGUGUCCGUGCUUCAGAGCUGACCAUUCCGCGAUGUCUCUGGGGGCCGGCAAGAGUCCUGAACCAGUCCUCUCUGUCUUGCCGGUCUAGCAGGGUUUGGAGGAGUCCAAGCCUGAGGGACCCAGUUUUCCUGUCUUACCUGAUGUUUUCCUGUGGGAUCACCACGGGCAGUUACUUGGCUUGAGUUGGAAGCAGUUUGCAUUUACACCUGUAAAUUUAUUCAUCCUUUUAAUUUAUGUAAGGUUUUUGUACGCAAUUCUCAAUUCUUUAAGAGAUGACAAAUUUUGGUUUUCUACUGUUACGUGAAAACAUUAGGCCCCAGCAACACGUCAUUGUGUAAGGAAAAUAAAAGUGCUGCAGUAA
This is a messenger RNA of Propithecus coquereli (Coquerel's sifaka), 1946 nucleotides long. RefSeq names its product actin gamma 1 (gene ACTG1). The transcript has 6 exons. Bases 123 to 1250 code for a protein of 375 amino acids. The record is from RefSeq and is a predicted model, not a curated record. Lineage: Eukaryota; Metazoa; Chordata; Mammalia; Primates; Indriidae.